This is a messenger RNA of Cyanistes caeruleus (blue tit), 1159 nucleotides long. The record is from RefSeq and is a predicted model, not a curated record. Lineage: Eukaryota; Metazoa; Chordata; Aves; Passeriformes; Paridae.
AUGGAGCAGCGACCCCCAAGAGUUCCCAAGCUGGCCUGGGUGCAGGAGGAGGAGGAAGAAGAAAGCCCUGGAGCUGCCCCAGAGGUAGAGACUGAAGAGAUGCAGGAAUUCCAGCCGCUGGAGGAGGAAGCAGCCGUAGACCAGACACAAGAGCAGGACCUUGCCUGUGGCCUCUUCCACAAAACACCUGCACAGGAAGAGACCAGCGUCAUGGGCACUGGGUCCAUGGAAGAUGGUGACAUCUACACCAGCGACACCAGUGCUGCCAUGAUGGAAUUCAUUUUGGAGGAGGGUGUUUCCAUUCCAGAGCAAGUGCCUGCCAUGGUGAGGUACAUCCACCAGUGCCUCAUGGCUAAUGAGUCUGCUGACUCCAGGCUGGGCAGGACCCUGCUGGAUCUGACCGAGGCACAGCCUGCUGACGUGGUCACUGCUCUCCUGCGUGUGGCCCCAACGUGUGACAGAGCUGCAGUGACCAUGUGGAAGACCAUCAUGUGCUCGAGCAGGACUGUGGAGCCAGUGAUGCAGAUACUUCUUGAUGUGCUGAGAACCUGGCCAGAGCACAGCAAGUGCACCUCUGAUGGGGACAACACGGGUGUCUUUGCCCUGGCUGCAACAGUGGUGAUGUGGAAGUUCCUUCAGGUGCCCUGUGUCCCACGGGUAGUGAAUGUGUAUUUCCCCCGCCUCGUUGUGCAUCUGCUCUUCCAAGUGUUCUUCAGCACUUUGGAUAUAUCAGAGGAUCUCAAUGCCUUCUGGAAGGGAUGCCAGGAGCAACAUGGCCUUGCCAUCAGCCCCAGCAGGUUUGCAGUGCGGGCCCUGAAGUCUCUACUCUGCCGAAUGCAUUAUGAGCAAGUCGUGCUGUCAAUGGAACGCAAGUGUGGCUGGGACACGCUGCUCUGUGCUGACACCCACCAUCAUGCUGUGGGUCUGCUGGCCAGGGAGAUAUCCUGUGUCUCCAGGCGCUUGUGUUCCCGGAUAGCUCGCUACCUGCUCCGGGUUCUUAGCACACAGGAGGCACGCUGGGAUCUGCCUGCCCUGGCAUUCCUUGUGGAGGUGAGCCCCAUGGCCAGAACUGCCUCCCUGCAGAGCUGUUUGCCACCUCUCUGCCCUCUCAUAGCUGCAGCUGCCUGGGACGGUGCCCAUGCCCUGGGCUGCCGCCUGG